Molecule: messenger RNA, 1829 nt
Organism: Poecilia latipinna (sailfin molly)
Lineage: Eukaryota; Metazoa; Chordata; Actinopteri; Cyprinodontiformes; Poeciliidae
Gene: cfap418
Product: cilia and flagella associated protein 418
Exons: 6
Coding region: 102-713 (203 amino acids)
Cellular component (GO): cytosol
Source: RefSeq, a predicted model, not a curated record
UUGUUACCUGGCAACGGCGAACGCUGAGAUCGGUAAUGGAAGCUGGCCUGUGAGCGCUGAUCAGGCCCCGAAACUAACAGGGCCAAGACGAAUACCUCAUCAUGGAUGACGAUGACCUGGAUGAGCUGCUGGAUGAAGUGGAAAAAAAGUUCUGUAGCAAAGCUUCUGCAGCGUCUUCCGGUGUAAGACGUAGCAAAGACGAAAAUAAACAGGAAAAAUGGAGUGCUGCAAAAUGUGAGCCACAUAAAAGCAGCGUUUCUGAGGACAUUGAUGCCCUUCUGGAGGAAUUACUGGAGGAUGAUUACGACAGUUCUCCUCAGUCAAAGGGUGAACAGUUUUCUAAAAGAGAACAAGCAGAGAAGAAACUCUCAUCACAGUCUGCUGGAAGAAAGUGCUGUCCUGUUUUCAUCGGUGGGAGCUCAGUCACAAACGGUGUUGGAACAGCCACUUCCAAAAGGUCAUGUGACCAGCUGAGGUGCAUCUCCUGUGACUUCCGGGUUUUGAUGUUUGACGAUUCUGAAUGGGACCCAUCAUGUGACUACCUGUUCCUCAGGAACAACGUGCCGGACCGCCAUAAGCUCCGAGCCAAGCUGAAGAAGAGGAAGGGUUUGCGGGCUUACGCCUGUCAGUGCAACUGGUUCUCCAGCUCAGAGACGACGGACCUCAGAAACCAGCCUCAGCUCAGAUGGGUCUGUGGCAAACAUCUGGACUGAUGCUCACAGCAGGGAAACGUGCUGCUCUCACAGCAUGGACCACAAAUGGGAGCUGAUGGCUUCUCAGACACAUCUAUUAAACCUGAUGAUGGAACUGAAACUGAUUAGUCUGAGUAAUGAUGAGUUGGAUGUGAAAACAGAUAAGGGAAUGUGUUUUGGAUGCUGGAGUAAAUCCAAACUGAUAAAACCGGCAGCAUAAAUGAAACUUGGAGUCAGUUUUGUUAAACUCAGUUAACUGAAACAAUCAAACAGCCACCUGAGGAGAUCUAAAAAUAUGUUUUAAAACAUCUAAGAACUCUUUGUUGGACUCCUCAGUGGUCCCAAUAUUGUCCUCUGUAGAAUGUUUUUAUCUUUUAUUUAAGGUUCACUCACAGUUCAUUGACACUAAAUGUAUAACAGGGAUGCACCGAUGUGAAAAUUUGGGCCAAUAUCAAUAUCCGACCUGAACAGGGUUUAUAAAAUCUGAGAAGCUCCUUUGGAACAUUUUAAAAGCAAAUGAAAAUUGUUGUAGUCUUAAGAUUUAUAUUUGUCAAACAGCUAAAUGAGAAACGUCAUAUUAAGUAUCUUAAUAUUUUUAAAUAUUUUAGGCUAAUGUAAUAGAAAGACUUAGAGAAAAAAAUAUCUGAAGUAAUUGAUGUAGAAAAUCUGUUGAGAUGUGGAAUAUUUUUCAGUGUUUGAACUCAUGAGAUAAAUAUGAGAGAAAUCUUUAUUGUAAUUCAGUUUGUGUUCAUUUUGUGUUCUCUUUUUCUACAUCCCAGAAUAUACAUUUUCUCUUCUGUCCUCCCGUUUCAUCAUUGGAAUCGCAUUGUGAGUUGACUUCAUCUCAAACAAAAUUGAUUGUGACCAAUAUUUAAUCUUUUCUUUCUGGUUUCGGUCAGCCUUUGUUUCUCCUGAACUGUUAAAUGCUUCAUUAUUCUGUCACUUACUUAUUACUGUACUGAGCAUGCUCAGUGCAGUUUCUGUCCCAAAAUUAAAAACAGUGUUAUCUCUUUAGUGAGAGGGAGCUGGAAUAUUAAAUGUGCAACCAUGGAAACAAUAAAAAGGAGGUUCAGACCAAACAAUCUUCAAGUAAGUCGACAUGCAGAUGAAUUAUUAAAUCAGAGUAAAAACUUUUUA